Messenger RNA from Rattus rattus (black rat), 1845 nucleotides. Its product is annotated as igE-binding protein-like. The record is from RefSeq and is a predicted model, not a curated record. NCBI's taxonomy places the organism in Eukaryota, Metazoa, Chordata, Mammalia, Rodentia, Muridae. Gene Ontology annotation, biological process: viral process. Gene Ontology annotation, molecular function: nucleic acid binding; zinc ion binding.
AUGGCUAUGAAAGACGAUGAGGCUUUAACAAGUCACUGUGAUGGAGAGACCAGCUGCCAAGACUCUGAAAUUGUGGCAGCCAUGAAAGAUAAUGGAUUUGUCAAAGGAGAGUGUCCCCCAAGAAAUGAGUGGGUGAGCGCGAGACACUUGGUGCCGAAACCCGGAAAAAAAACGCCUCACCAUCGCCGGCGCCGAGGAGAGCCUCCGCUCGUGGAGAGGGUCCAGAACUGCAGGUCGAAAGCUGCCACUAGGUACAGUCAGAAGUCGUGCCUAGAAGAUGAGAAAUGCCGCCCAACAGUAAUAGCAGGGCAAGGGGCGUUAGAGGAGUUACAGGACAGCAUGUCAGAAACAGAGCGAGGUGAAAGAUUAGAAGCUUUAAGAAGGAAAGGUGCACCUAAGAAAAGAGGCCCUUCCAAGGACCUUGGAUCCGAGGAAGCGAGAGAUAGGGGAAAGGAUGCCCUGGGAGAGAAACAGGGGAAGGAGAAGAAAACCCCGAAAAAAAGCCUUUAUCCGGUAGAGAAGUUAGAGGCUUUGGGGCUUGAUAGUUCAGAAACAGACGAGCUUAGCCUCUCUGAGGAAGAGGAUUUAGAAGAUGAGGCAGCUCACUAUGAAGAAGAAAGAUACCACCCAGAUGAAGGACGAGCUAACAGCUUGGGUAAAAAACAGAAGAAAGUGGGAGGUGGAAACCAUGUGGUUUCCCGGCCUAUAAGCCCCAGCGCAUCUUCACCUUAUAUAGAAAGAUUUCACUCAGAUUCCUUCCUCACUAAAGAUGAACAAAAAAAAAUACGGCAGGUAUUUCCGGUGUUUGAGGCUGUUGAUGGAGGCCGUGUUCACGCACCAGUAGAAUAUAUCCAAAUUAAAGAACUUGCCGAGUUGGUCCGUAACUACGGAGUUAGUGCCAAUUUCAUUAUUUCUCAAGUUGAGAGGCUUGCCACUCUGGCUAUGACUCCAGGAGACUGGCAGACAACAGAGAAGGCUGCGCUCCCUAAUAUGGGGCAAUAUAUGGAAUGGAAGGCCUUGUGGUAUGACGUCUCUCAAGCGCAGGCCAAAGUCAAUGCCACUGCUGAAGGCGAUCAAAGAAAUUGGACACUCGAUCUGCUAACAGGACAAGGGCAGUAUGCCAAUAAUCAAACAAAUUACAAUUGGGAAGCAUACGCUCAAAUCUCCGCUGCCACCAUUAAGGCAUGGAAGGCACUUUCCAGGAAGGGAGAGUCUGGGGGACACCUAACAAAAAUUAUACAAGGCCCCCAGGAGUCAUUCUCAGACUUCGUGGCUAGAAUGACAGAGGCAGCAGGCAGGAUCUUUGGAGACCCUGAACAAGCAAUGCCUUUAGUGGAACAGUUGGUCUAUGAGCAAGCCACACAGGAAUGCAGAACAGCUAUUACACCUAGAAAGAGCAAAGGGUUACAGGACUGGCUGAGAGUUUGCCGAGAACUUGGAGGCUCGCUUACUAAUGCCGGCCUCGCGGCUGCUAUUCUACAGGACCAAAAGCGCUCAGGUACAGGUGAUCGCAAGGUCUGCUAUAACUGUGGCAAACCAGGACAUUUAAAAAGGGAGUGCCAGGCCCUCACAAAGAGGAGAGCACCAGGACUGUGUACUAAGUGUGGGAAAGGCUAUCAUUGGGCCAGUGAAUGUCGCUCAGUUAGAGAUAUCAGAGGCAGGCUUAUUCAGCCCGGACCUCCCCAGGCAGAAGAAGGCGAAAAUGCUCCCGGGUAUCCGGGCCCCAAGUCUCAGGGCCCCAAAACAUAUGGGACCCCAGCCCACAACAAGUGGACACCACGGUCCACAGAGCUACAGAAGGCUCAGCAGGAGUGGACCUCCGUUCCACCACCCAAUUCAUGCUAA